Messenger RNA from Candidozyma auris, 1677 nucleotides. RefSeq lists its product as uncharacterized. Gene Ontology annotation, molecular function: arylsulfatase activity. The record is from RefSeq and is a predicted model, not a curated record. The transcript has a single exon. The coding region runs from base 1 to 1677 and encodes 558 amino acids. NCBI's taxonomy places the organism in Eukaryota, Fungi, Ascomycota, Pichiomycetes, Serinales, Metschnikowiaceae.
AUGACGAUAAAGCAAAAAUCAAACUUCAUUAUAAUUGUUGCAGACGACUUGGGCUUCACCGACUUAAGCGCAUUCGGAGGAGAAAUUGACACUCCAAAUUUGCAUAAAUUGGCGCUCAAUGGUCUCAGAUUCACCGACUUUCACACGGCUUCGGCAUGUUCACCAACUCGGUCAAUGCUUCUCUCAGGCACUGACAACCAUAUCGCAGGGUUGGGGCAGAUGGCAGAAUUUGCAAGAAACCAUCCUGAUAUCUUCGGAGGGAAGCCGGGCUACGAGGGCUACUUGAAUUAUAGAGUUGCCGCCUUGUCUGAGAUUUUAGAGGAUUCUGGCUACUACACUUUUCAAAGCGGGAAGUGGCAUUUGGGGCUUACUCCUGAAUAUUGGCCCUCCAAGAGAGGGUUCCAGAAGACGUUCACCUUGUUGGCUGGUGCCGGCAACCACUACAAGUACUUUCCAAUUGACUCAGAGAAUGGCGGUCCUGCCAAAUUUAUGGCCCCAUUAUUCCAGGAGAACGGUGAAAGUAUUGACCCUUACACACUUCCCGAGAACUACUACAGCAGUGAUUACUUCACAGAUAGAUUUUUAGACUUUUUAGGCGAUGACGAGCAGAGGAAACAACGCCCGUUCUUUGGUUUUUUGACGUACACGGCACCUCACUGGCCAUUCCAGGCGCCAGAGGAUUUGAUAGCAAAAUAUAAAGGAAAAUAUGACGGGGGUCCAGAGGUUUUGAGGAGAGAGCGCUUAGACAGAGCCUUAAAAUUGGGAAUUAUCCCAGACGGAAUUGUUCCUCAUGAGGUCGUCACUCAAAGGGAUAAAGCCUGGAAAGACUUGACCGAGCACGAAAGAAAGGUCGAGAGCCGAAUCAUGGAGACUUACGCCGCUAUGGUCGAUUCAUUGGACCAGAACAUUGGACGGGUCGUAGAAAGGCUAGAAAAGACCGGAGAGCUCGACAACACUUUUAUUCUUUUCAUGUCUGACAACGGUGCCGAGGGAAUGAUGAUGGAGGCUCUUCCUCUCCAAAACCAGAACUUUCAACGAAAUAUAGAGAAGCACUACAACAACCAAUAUGAUAAUAUCGGCAAGAAAACUUCCUUCGUCUGGUAUUCCGAUCAAUGGGCCCAGGCGGCAACUGCACCAGCAUACAUGUACAAAAUGUGGGCAAGUGAAGGAGGCAUCCGUUGUCCCUUGAUAAUCCACCAUCCAAACGCAAUUCCACAACAAAACAGGGGAAAUAUCAAACAUGGAUUUGCAACAGUGAUGGAUAUCCUUCCUACAGUAUUGGACUUGGCAGAAAUAGAACAUCCAGGAACGCAGUUCCGAGGUAGACAAGUUGUGAAGCCAAGAGGUCUUUCCUGGAAAAGCUAUAUCAAAGGCGAAGCUGACUUUGCCCACGAUGAGAAUUCGGUGACAGGUUGGGAGCUUUUCGCACAACAAGCCAUCAGGAAGGGCAAAUGGAAGGCAUUAUACAUCCCCAAGCCUAUGGGACCUGAAAAGUGGCAGUUGUUCGAUUUAAAGGCUGAUCCUGGUGAGACAAAGGACUUGGCUGAAAGCGAGCCCGACAUCCUUGCAGAAUUACUUGACCAUUGGAGUCAGUAUGAGGCAGAAACAGGUUUAGUCAAAUUCGGUGCUGAACUUUACCACGAUAGCACCUAUAAUCCCCAGGUGUUGUAUCAAUAA